ACCUAGGUCUACGCGGCGCGAGCCAACCCAAGCCCUCAGAGAGGAUGGGCGUGACUUGAGGUCCCCUCCCCCUUCGCGGGGAUCACGGUUUGCAGAGGGUUGCUGCCCGCUAGACCAGGCAGUUUUCCCCUUGUCUCUGGGUGGGGCGGGUUCUCAGCGGUGGCACAAUGGAACGCUCCCCGGGAGAGGGCUCCAGCCUCAGCCCCAUGGACCAGCCCACUGCCCCCUCCGACCUCCCUGACCAGCCCCCGGCUGCUUACGCGAAGCCCGACCCGGGUUCUGGGGGCCAACGUGUCGGCCCGGGAGCAGCGGGCGAGGCCCUGGCUGUGCUGACUUCUUUCGGGCGGCGGUUGCUGGUGCUGAUACCGGUGUACCUGGCCGGGGCAGUGGGACUCAGCGUGGGUUUCGUACUCGUCGGCCUCGCCCUCUACCUGGGCUGGCGCCGGGUCCGAGAUGAGAAAGAACGGAGCCUUCGAGUAGCGAGGCAGUUACUGGACGACGAGGAGCAAGUCACAGCGAAAACUCUCUAUAUGAGCCAUCGAGAGCUACCUGCCUGGGUCAGCUUCCCAGAUGUGGAAAAGGCUGAAUGGCUAAAUAAGAUUGUGGCCCAGGUCUGGCCCUUCCUGGGUCAGUAUAUGGAGAAGCUUCUGGCAGAAACUGUGGCCCCAGCUGUUCGGGGAUCUAACCCCCAUCUUCAGACAUUUACAUUUACACGAGUAGAACUGGGUGAAAAGCCUUUGCGCAUCAUAGGAGUCAAGGUUCACCCUGGUCAGCGGAAAGAGCAGAUCUUGCUGGACUUGAACAUCAGCUACGUGGGUGAUGUGCAAAUUGAUGUGGAAGUGAAGAAAUAUUUCUGCAAAGCAGGAGUCAAGGGCAUGCAGGUAGGGCAGAUGUCAGGGGCCCACAUGGGAUAUAAGGAUACCCUGGACAUCAACUGGACAGGGAUGACUAACUUGCUGGAUAUCCCAGGACUUAGCUCACUCUCUGACACCAUGAUCAUGGACUCCAUUGCUGCCUUCCUCGUGUUACCCAACCGAUUAUUGGUGCCCCUUGUGCCUAACCUUCAAGAUGUGGCUCAGUUGCGUUCCCCUCUGCCCAGGGGCAUUAUUCGGAUUCACCUGCUUGCUGCUCGAGGCCUGAGUUCUAAGGACAAAUAUGUGAAGGGCCUAAUUGAGGGCAAGUCAGACCCCUAUGCACUUGUGCGUUUGGGCACCCAGACAUUCUGCAGUCGUGUCAUCGAUGAGGAACUCAACCCCCAAUGGGGAGAGACUUAUGAGGUGAUGGUACAUGAGGUCCCAGGGCAGGAGAUUGAAGUGGAGGUGUUCGACAAGGAUCCAGAUAAAGAUGACUUUCUGGGCAGAGUGAAGCUGGAUGUAGGGAAGGUAUUACAGGCUGGAGUGCUGGAUGAUUGGUUCCCUCUACAAGGCGGGCAAGGUCAAGUUCACUUGAGGCUAGAAUGGCUGUCACUUUUGCCAGAUGCGGAAAAACUUGAGCAGGUUCUACAGUGGAACCGAGGAGUCUCUUCUCGACCGGAGCCACCAUCAGCUGCCAUCUUAGUUGUAUACCUGGAUCGGGCCCAGGAUCUUCCUCUGAAGAAGGGGAAUAAGGAACCCAACCCCAUGAUACAACUGUCAAUUCAGGAUGUGACUCAGGAAAGCAAGACUGUCUACAGCACCAACUGUCCAGUGUGGGAGGAAGCUUUCCGGUUCUUCCUGCAAGACCCUCGCAGCCAGGAACUUGAUAUACAAGUGAAGGAUGACUCGAGGGCCCUGACAUUAGGGGCACUGACCUUGCCUCUGGCUCGCCUGCUGACGGCCCCUGAACUCACCCUGGACCAGUGGUUCCAGCUGAGCAGCUCUGGCCCUAACUCUAGGCUCUACAUGAAACUGGUCAUGAGGAUCUUGUACUUGGAUUCAUCAGGAAUAUGCUUUCCCACUGUGCCUGGUGCUCCUGGUGCUGGAAACCUGGACAGUGAGAGCCCUCAAAUGGGCAGCAGCGUGGAUGCCCCACCUCGACCCUGUCACACCACUCCUGACAGCCACUUUGGGACUGAGAAUGUGCUUCGGAUCCAUGUAUUAGAGGCCCAGGACCUGAUUGCCAAAGACCGUUUUUUAGGGGGAUUGGUGAAGGGCAAGUCAGACCCUUAUGUGAAACUAAAGUUGGCAGGACGGAGCUUCCGGAGCCGUGUUGUCCGGGAAGAUCUUAAUCCCCGCUGGAAUGAGGUUUUUGAGGUGAUUGUUACAUCAAUUCCAGGCCAAGAGCUAGAGGUUGAAGUCUUUGACAAGGACUUGGACAAGGAUGAUUUUCUGGGCAGGUGUAAAGUGAGUCUCACCACAGUAUUAAAUAGUGGCUUCCUUGAUGAGUGGCUGACCCUCGAAGAUGUCCCAUCCGGCCGCCUGCACUUGCGCCUGGAGCGCCUGACCCCUCGUUUCACUGCUGUUGAGUUAGAGGAGGUGCUUCAGGUGAACAGUUUGAUCCAGACUCAGAAGAGCGCAGAGCUAGCAGCGGCCCUACUAUGUGUCUAUCUGGAGCGGGCGGAGGACCUGCCGCUCCGAAAAGGCACCAAGUCUCCCAGUCCUUAUGCUACUCUCAUUGUGGGAGAUACUUCUCAUAAAACCAAGACUAUGUCCCAAACUUCAGCCCCUGUCUGGGAUGAGAGUGCCUCCUUUCUCAUCAGGAAACCACACACCGAGAGCCUGGAGUUGCAGGUUCGGGGUGAGGGGACUGGUAUGCUGGGCUCGUUAGCCCUGCCCCUCUCGGAGCUCCUCACAGCUGAACGGCUCUGUUUGGACCGCUGGUUUACAUUCAACAAUGGUCAAGGGCAGGUGCUGCUGAGAGCACAGCUAGGAAUCCUAGUGUCCCAGCACUCAGGAGUGGAAGCUCAUAGCCACAGCUUUAGCCACAGCUCCUCAUCUCUGAGUGAAGAACCAGAGAUUUGGGGAACACUCCCUCCUAAUACCUCCUCAGCCCCAGAGCUCCGGCAGCGCCUAACACACAGUGACAGCCCCCUUGAAGUUCCAGCUGGGCCUUUAGGCCAGGUGAAACUGACGGUAUGGUACUAUAGUGAAGAACGAAAGCUGGUCAGCAUUGUUCACAGUUGCCGGGCCCUUCGACAAAAUGGACGGGAUCCCCCAGACCCCUAUGUGUCACUGUUACUACUACCAGACAAGAACCGAGGCAGCAAGAGGAAGACUUCACAGAAAAAGAGGACUCUGAGUCCUGAAUUCAAUGAACGGUUUGAGUGGGAUUUGCCCUUGGAUGAGGUCCUUAGGCGAAAGCUGGACGUCUCCAUCAAGUCUAAUUCCUCCUUCAUGUCAAGAGAGCGUGAGCUGCUGGGCAAGGUACAGCUGGACCUAGCAGAGAUGGACCUUUCCCAAGGCGCAGCCCAGUGGUAUGACCUAAUGGAUGACAAGGGCAGCUCCUAGGAGCCAGUGAUUACCAGCCUGGUUCCACCGUGUCAUCUUACCUUGCUGCACACUUGUCACCGCUCAAUGUGAUGAGCCUACAGCUGGGGUCUGGGGGCAGAGCCUGCACCCCCAACCCUUUCACCUUCCAGGCCUAUACCAGGGCCUUUGCCUGACCAAAGAGAAGGACCACAUGUUUCCUUUUACUGCACGGCCUUUAUCCUUCUGGGCUCCUGGGGCAGGGACCUGAGCUGGCUGCUUCCUGCUCUGCCUGCACAUUGUCCUCCCUCCCCACUCCUCAGGGCCUUCUGUACCUGUGCCUGGCCACUGGCAGCACCAGCAGUGGCAUUAGAUUAUGCCAAAUAUCGCUUCUGGAAGCAUCUGUCUUCUUUAAGUGCAUGCUCACCUUCUUCCCUACUUUGAGCAGUCAGGGAGGAUAACCAUGGUGGGGGGGGGUGAGGUCUAAGCUAACCUCUCAAGCUGUGAGCCCAUUGCAUGUAGCAUCUGUACAGCAGCCUGAGCCCCCUUGUCCAGUACUGUCCCCCCUUGCCUCAAGCCUAUCCUGAAAAGUAUACCUGCUGUGAUAGCUGGGGUCAGCCUCUUAAUUCACUCUGGGAAUAGGGGACACCUGAAUUGUACUGAAGCCUCCAAAUAAUGAGAUUCAGUCUUAGAGCCCCUAGUGGGUGAUGUGCAGGGGGCCUUGGAGGACUCAGGACAGCAGGGCCAAUUUUUUUGUCCAAGUGCCUGGGCUGUUAAACUCACUGACUAGAACUGAACCUAGUUUUGCACCAACUCUGCCAAUCCACUGUAUCUUACAUUAAACGUUAUAUUCAAGCCA
This is a messenger RNA of Otolemur garnettii (small-eared galago), 4242 nucleotides long. It is a transcript of the gene ESYT1, whose product is annotated as extended synaptotagmin 1. The transcript is spliced from 30 exons. Gene Ontology annotation, molecular function: lipid binding. The coding region runs from base 168 to 3425 and encodes 1085 amino acids. NCBI's taxonomy places the organism in Eukaryota, Metazoa, Chordata, Mammalia, Primates, Galagidae. The record is from RefSeq and is a predicted model, not a curated record. Gene Ontology annotation, biological process: lipid transport.